AUGAUGGAAAUCGAUGAAUCCGAGGACGAAAUUGAAAGAAGAUCCGAUGUGCUGCGAAAUCUAUCGAGAAAGGGUCCGCUACCCACUUCAAUGGCAAAGCUAUCUGGCUCGUCGCGCGUCAUACCCUCUCGAAAGGACUUCCAUUUCUACAACAAUUUUCAAGAAUUCACGCGCCCAGUUCAGGAAUUCGACAGGAAGUCGAAAAAUUUGCUGGAAAAAAUUGGGGCGUCGGAGGAUUUGUUCGGGAAGCAAAUACCGCUUCCGGUCGACAAGGACGUCGAGUUGGACGACGACGUUGCGCUUGAUUGGCUGGUGAAUGUGAAUGACGAGAUUUUCGAGAGGUUUGACGUGACCUUGGAUGAUUUCAGGAGGGUGCUUAAUGAGGAAGAGAAGAGUGGCGUGAAGACGGUGAGAGUCGGUGGGACUGAAGAAAACGGGUUUCAGAUGGUUUAUGGGAAGAAGAACAAGAAACCUCUGGGAAGUGUAGGGGGGAAUGUAGAUGGGGAAGUGAAAGGGGCUCAGGCAGUGAAGGUGGCUACCAAGUUGAAGCUGAAAGUCCCGUUUCACGUGCCGUCUAUACCAAAGCCGCAGGACGUGUAUAAGAUCAUUGUGAAAAAUACAAACCAGCCAUUUGAGCAUGUCUGGUUGCAGAGGAGUGAGGAUGGUUCUAGGUUCUUACAUCCUUUGGAGGAGCUCUCUGUUCUUGACUUUGUUGAUAUGAGUGAAAGUAUAGCUGAGCCUGAUAAACCUCUUCCGAUCGCUGUUACCCCACUCAAAUUUGUGGAGGAUGUGAAAGAUUUGAAGCAGUUAGCUAUCACGCUGCGUAAUGUGAAUGAGUUUGCGGUUGAUUUAGAACAUAACCAAUAUAGGUCUUUUCAAGGGCUGACAUGUUUGAUGCAAAUAUCGACAAGAACUGAAGAUUUUAUCAUUGACACCCUGAAACUUCGCAUUCACAUUGGUCCAUAUCUGAGAGAAGUAUUCAAAGAUCCGUCUAAGAGAAAGGUAAUGCAUGGAGCUGACCGUGAUAUUGCGUGGCUUCAACGAGACUUUGGGAUUUAUGUUUGUAAUAUGUUUGACACUGGACAGGCCUCAAGGGUAUUGAAAAUGGAAAGGUACAGCCUGGAACAUCUGUUGAGUCAUUUCUGCGGAGUUACAGCAAAUAAAGAGUACCAGAAUGCAGAUUGGAGAAUGAGACCACUUCCACGCGAGAUGGUCAAAUAUGCCAGAGAAGAUACACAUUAUUUGUUGUAUAUAUAUGAUCUUAUGAGGAUAAGGUUGCUCAAGUUAUCUCCUGAAUCUGAAAGUUCUGAUCCUCCUCUUGUCUACAAACGCAGUUACGAUAUAUGCACUCAACUCUACGAAAAAGAGCUUUUGACUGAAUCGUCAUAUCUUCACAUUUACGGGGUGCAGAGUGCUGGGUUGAAUGCUCAGCAGCUAGCAGUUGUUUCUGGACUUUGUGAGUGGAGGGACGUUGUUGCUCGUGCAGAAGAUGAGAGUACUGGUUAUGUGUUGCCCAAUAGGAGUCUUAUCGAAAUUGCUAAGCAGACGCCUCUCACAAUACAUCACUUGCGUAAGGUCUUGAAGUCUAAGCUCCCUUAUAUCGAAAGGAAUCUUGGUUCAGUUGUCAGUAUUAUAAGGCACUCUAUCCAGAAUGCUGCUGCAUUUGAGGAGGCUGCUAAACUUCUUAAAGAAAGACGCUUGGAAUUGGCAAAUGAAGGGAACACUUUGGCCAAGGAAACUGAAGUGCCGAAUUUUAAAGCUCCCAAAGAAAUAAUAAAAAAUUCCGAGGCAGGCAAUAAUUUGCAAAGCAGCACUUCACGUAAUGAUGUUGUGGUUGAGCCAGGGUCCGCACAACUUAAGGCUGAAGCAACUGUUCAGCUGCUGAAGAAACCUAGCCGAGCUUUUGGUGCAGUACUUGGAAAUUCAGCUAAGAGGAAGUUCGAUCCUGACAAAAUCGAAGAUCUGGAUAAUAUAAAAUCAACCGUUAGCCUUCCGUUCCAUGCUUUCCCGAGCACAAAUUCGAGACUUCAAAUGGAUCCCGAAGAACCUGCCAAGAAUCCAGAAACACCAUCUCACACAGAAUCUUCAACUCCCGCCCGUGGCUCUACUCUUGAAAAUGUCAUCGUCUUGGAUGACGACUCUGACGCCGAUGAUGACUCAGCUAGAGAAAACACACGUGUAGCUGCUGCUGCUGAAAAAAAUGAGGAAGAACAAAGUUGGGGUUCGGGUUCAGAGGCAGACGAGCCCAUGUCACUUGGUGACCUGUCCUCCAGCUUCCAGAAUUGCUUACCUUCACAAGGUCAGACUGUAAGUGCAAACCCCGUUGAUAAAACUCAAUCUUUGUUAGAGGUGAAGUAUAAAUAG
Messenger RNA from Striga hermonthica, 2364 nucleotides. The record is from the annotation of a GenBank genome assembly. NCBI's taxonomy places the organism in Eukaryota, Viridiplantae, Streptophyta, Magnoliopsida, Lamiales, Orobanchaceae.